GGGGGGGGAGAGGGAGGGAGAGGGGUCUCCGAUUGUUUGCAAAGAUCUGGCAAAAGUUUUUAAGCAGGAAAAGUGGGAGCUGCUGCAUGGAGCGGGAUGAGCCCGGCCUGGCUUCAGGGGAAGGCUUAAACCUGGUCCUGACUGGAAGCUCCCAGUUUCACCACCAGGGAAUGAAGCUGGAGGCUGUGAUGGAACACCUGCAGAGGCAGCAGCAGGCGAGGCUUCAGAUGGUGGGGAGGGAGAGGAAGGACCGCGAGAUCCGAGACGCUCACAUCUUCUACACUCAGCAGCUCGUAGCCCAGCAGGCAGGGCUGGUGCCUGCCGGAGCCAGGCCAUCGCUGGGAUCGCUGGUCACCGGGCUAGCAAGACCCUCGGCCUCUGCCUCUACCGUCCCGCGGGCCUCCGACAAGAGCAGCAUGGACUCCGAACCUGAGGAGGACGCUUUCGAGGGAGAGGAGCCCGCCAGCGAAGCUGAGGAGGAGGAGGAGGAGGGGGAUGAAGAGGAAGAGGAGACAGUGGCCAGAGGAGAGGCUGAUGAGGACAUGGAUGGGGAGGAAAGAGACAUGGACUACCUCAGGGGGAGGGCUGGUGCUGCGCUUCUCACCCCCAAACCCCCGCCACAGGCAAAUCGCCCGACCAGCGACCCCCAGUCCCCAUCACAGGGAAAUAGCCGGGCUCUUUCGCCAACUCACACUCACUCAAAGUCACCCUCCGGCCACUAUGAUUGGGGUUACGAAGAACAGUUCAAACAGAAUGGGAGUCUGGCCUGGAAUGAUGAUGCUGAUGGUGGACGAGCAAGAGAGGCGGCCAAAGACUUUGCAAAGCUUUACGAGCUUGACAACGACCCCAACCGGAAAGAGUUCUUGGACAACUUAUUUGCUUUUAUGCAGAAGAGAGGGACACCAGUGAACCGGAUUCCGAUCAUGGCCAAGCAAGUAUUAGACCUGUACAUGUUGUACAAGCUGGUCACAGAGAAAGGCGGCUUGGUGGAAGUCAUCAACAAAAAGAUUUGGAGGGAAAUCACGAAAGGCCUCAACUUACCUACCUCAAUUACCAGUGCGGCCUUUACGCUCAGGACACAAUAUAUGAAAUACCUCUACCCUUAUGAAUGUGAAAAAAAGUCCCUCAGUUCUCCUGCAGAGCUACAGGCAGCAAUCGACAGCAACAGGCGAGAGGGCCGAAGGCCGAGUUACAGCUCUGCCCUUUUCGGCUACCCCACGAGCUCAGGCCACACGCUAUUGUCCACACCCAAGCUUCAUCUGUCUGCUAUGAACAUUCCUGCCAUCAAUGGUACCCACCCCUCCCCGGGGAGGCAGGCCAUCAAGAAAGAAGAGGGAGCGGCGAGCUCUGGUUCAGUGCCAAACCGGAUCCACAUCCCAGUCAGCCUCGCCGGUCACCACUCCGCAGCUCAGGCCAUCACCCUGGAGCAGCUUAGGGAGAAGCUGGAGAGCGGGCAGCCGCCUGAGAAGAAGAUUGCCCGGUUUGCCGAGGAACAGCACAGGAUCAUGCAACAGGCCUUGCAGCAGAACCUGUUUGCCAUGGCAACCCAUAUGCCUAUGAACAUCAGGAUCAAUGGAAAAGAUGAUAGGCAGGAAAUUGCAUUGAACUUGUCAACCAAUGGCAUCAGCAGCAUCAACAUGUCAAUUGAAAUUAAUGGCACCGUUUAUACAGGAGUGCUGUUUGCUCAGCGACCAGCCAUGCAAGUGAUUGCCGGGCCAAGCAGCAGUAGCUCCGGCUCGCUGAGCACGUCAAGUCCUACCUCGGGCAAAGGUCACACCUCUGCAGAGCCUUCAACUAGCGGCUCCCCCUGAAGGUGGGCUUCUGCCACUGCAUCACAGAUGGACUCAUCCGGAUUGUAUUUUUCUAUAAUUAAGGCAGGGAAUUUUAAAAGAAAAAGAGAAUCAAAGGAUCGCACAAACCUUACCUCUCCAACUCAAGGAACCUAUGUGACAAUUUAUGUUAAAAGUUAGCGGCCAUUAAACACAUGAGUUAACUUGGAGAAUUCCAGGACUUGACCUAGCUUAGAGUGACAGUGUCCCUAUUGUUGGCUUGCGUCCACCCUUCAGACAUCAAAAGGGAAAUCUCAUCAUUCCUAAACCAAGCCGCCUCUUAGCACUAAGUUAAUCGUUGGGUUUCGGUCUUUCAGGCUUAAUGGAUUCUGGCUCAUAACUCGCACACUGUUAUCUACCAUUUUAUUUUGGUCUCGUAAAAAAUCAGGGAUGUUUUGAAAGACAGUAAGGAUCGUGCCCAUCAUUCCCCUAACUUUGGCAGCCUUUUAUUAUGUUUGGUUGUGCCUGUUAACCCUUUCACUCAUCUCUUAACCUCUCCAGUUAGAUCAGAGUGGGGGUACUUAACCAAAAAGUAACCAGCGCUUGUUUAAUUUCUGGGAAGGAGCUUUUUUUUUGUUUCAGUUUUGUUACUGAGGGUUGCGGCUAGUCAAAUAGCAGAAUAAAAGCUAGGUCUAGGGGUAUGUAUGGUAUGCGUGGGCAAGCGUGUUUAUAUAUGUGUGUGUGCAUGCGUGUGUAUAACUUUAGAGAUUUCCCUGCUGUGAAAACUGAGCAAUGAAAAAAAAAUCCUAAUAUUCGCGUUCUGGUUAGAUUUAUGUCUGGAAGCCUGUUCCCUUGGAAGCUACUCUUUCCUGAAUUCUACAUCCCACGCGCUGAGAGUGUUCAGAUCGGGAGAAGCGA
Callorhinchus milii (elephant shark) is the source of this 2687-nucleotide messenger RNA. RefSeq names its product AT-rich interactive domain-containing protein 3B. Gene Ontology annotation, biological process: regulation of transcription by RNA polymerase II. The transcript is spliced from 9 exons. Gene Ontology annotation, molecular function: DNA binding. Gene Ontology annotation, cellular component: nucleus. Bases 87 to 1811 code for a protein of 574 amino acids. The record is from RefSeq and is a predicted model, not a curated record. Lineage: Eukaryota; Metazoa; Chordata; Chondrichthyes; Chimaeriformes; Callorhinchidae.